AUGCUAUUCGCAAACCAAUAUACCGUUUUCUGUACAAUUGCUACAUUGAUUAUUACUAUUACUGGUCAACAAAUAUGUGAAGAUUUCUCAGCUGAUGCAGGAAGCUGUACAAAAUUCAUUCGAUGCUUUCAUAAUAUCCGUAUUCGAUUUACAUGUCCUUCUGGUACAGCCUGGGAAGAAUCACUUCGAACAUGUCUUUCAACAGAAUAUGUUGAAAGAUGCCAAAAAAUAAAUCAAAAACGUAUAGCCGUGGAUGCCACCAAUGAUACUGAUCUAUUCGAUGCUGAUAUUGAUGCUCUUCUUAAUAUAACUAUGGCUGCGAGCAUAGCUGAAGCACGCGCACUUGGACCUAUGAUUAUGCCAAGACAAUAUCGAUGCUCAUUUUGUAAUACUGGUGCUUGUGCCGUUGUUGCUAACACAAUAAAAUGUUAUUGUGGCAAUUCUCAAUGUCAACCAGCAACAACUACAACAGUUCAACCACGAAACCCCUGUUCAUUUAAUCCCUGUGUCAACGGUGGUCAAUGUGUUCCAAUAGGCCAAGGAUUCAUUUGUAAUUGUCCAGCAACAUUUACUGGUAAUCGUUGUGAAGCACCAGCUCCUACACCUUGUCAACCAAAUCCUUGUCAAAACGGUGGAAUAUGCACUCCACAAGGCUCAUCAUUUACGUGUAUGUGCCUAACAGGAUUCAAUGGUUUCUGUUGCGAAAAUCGUAUAACAACAACCACACCAUUCAAUCCAUGUGCUCAAUCGCCAUGUCAAAACGGAGGAACAUGUAUUCCACAAGGUUCCUCAUUUAUGUGCAUAUGUCCAUCUACAUUUACUGGUUUUUGUUGUGAAACUUGUGUUACUACAACAACACCAUUCAAUCCAUGUGCUCAGUCAGUUUGUCAAAAUGGAGGUCAGUGUAUUCCAACGGGCAACACAUUUCUUUGUCAAUGCCCAAAUGGAUUCUAUGGUACCCGAUGUGAAUCUCGUAAUUAUUGUAUGCCAAAUCCAUGUGCUAACAAUGGUCUUUGCACACAAACAACAACUGGUUACAUCUGUUCGUGUUCAUUUCCGUAUACUGGCACUAAUUGUCAACAAAUAAUAAGUACAACAACAACUACUACUGUUGCUCCACGUGCACCAUGUGGUACCAACUGUGCAUGUGUUACAGCACCAUGUCCAGUUGCUGUUGUAACCAAUCCAUGUGCGCCAAAUCCAUGUCAAAAUAAUGGAGGAUGUGCUGUUCAAAAUAAUAAUGUAGCAAAAUGUUGGUGUCCAGAUAGUUUUCAAGGAUAUUAUUGUCAACAUAGACGCAGUGCUCGAUCAUUAAUAUCGAAAACAUGUAAUAAAGAUUGUCUUAAUGGUGGUCAAUGUUACAUUGAUGAAAAACAAGCUGGUCAAGCUUUUUGUUCAUGUUCAAAUGACUUUUAUGGAUCACGAUGCGAAUUCAUGAACCGACCAAAAUCAUGUUCACCAAAGAAUCCAUGUAUGAACAACGCUAAAUGUAUUACAACAAGCAGCGGUGCACAAUGUAUGUGUGAAAGGGGUACAUCCGGUGUUUUAUGUGAACGAAUUGAACGAUUAUUUAAUGAAAAACAUUGUCCGCUCAAUUGUCAAGCUGGUGGCACAUGUGUUUAUGUUAGUGCAACACCAACAUGUCGUUGUCCACCAGGUCUAAAUGGGCCAUUAUGUGAAAUCCGCUCUGGUUAA
This is a messenger RNA of Rotaria socialis, 1695 nucleotides long. The record is from the annotation of a GenBank genome assembly. NCBI's taxonomy places the organism in Eukaryota, Metazoa, Rotifera, Eurotatoria, Philodinida, Philodinidae.